Messenger RNA from Adineta steineri, 573 nucleotides. NCBI's taxonomy places the organism in Eukaryota, Metazoa, Rotifera, Eurotatoria, Adinetida, Adinetidae. The record is from the annotation of a GenBank genome assembly.
AUGUUUACGAAUUGUAUUAAAGAAUUCUUUUCAUUUCUUUUUAUUCUUAUUAUAACAUUAAUUGCUGGACCGAUUUUAAGUACAUCUUAUUAUUAUUCGAAUAAAUUCAAUUAUACUUCAUAUGGUUUUAUCAUUAUGAUUAUUAUUGGAUUAACAGAUUCUAUUCUAUAUGGAAUUGGUUUAUAUUUAUCUAUGAAAUCAGUUGAUGAGUUAUAUAAUCAACAGAUAAUUAUCGAUAGAAAACCUAUUGAUUAUCAUAUAAUUCAAGAAAAACAAUUAUUAGAACCGGUUAGUGAAACAAUUGAAUUAUUCCUUCGAACUCAAACAGAUUUAUAUGAUUUAAUAGAUGAUUUAAUUAAAACGAAUAUAACAGAUGAUAUAUUAAUACAAAAUAGUCAAAAUAAAUUACGAACAUUAAAAUUUAUUCAAAAUGAUAGUCUAAUGACAAUUAAAAAUAAUAUUAGUGAACGUCUUCGAAUACUACAAUUGAAUUCAUCAGUUAAAGUUAAGAAUGAUCUACAUUAUAUACAAUUAGAAUCUGAUACACUUUAUAAUACAAACAGGUCGGACUAA